AUGAAGUUCCACGCCUCCGUGAUCCUAGUGGCCACCUGCCUGCUGUUCGCACAGGCGGCGCCCGAGAAGAAGAACCUGUCGCAGAAGUCGCGCCAGGUGGAGCAGGACGCCAAGGUCGGCGGAGUGGCCGGCGUGGCCGGUGUGGCCGGUGUGGCGGGCGUGGCCGGAGUGGCUGGAUCCAGUGCCGGAUCCCCCGCCAACGCCGCCAAGGAUCCAUCCAGCGGCCGGCUGUUCCUCAAGAAGUUCCUCACCUUCAAGAACCUCUUCAGCAGCAACAACCAGCCGGUGAUCCCCAUCAUCAUCACGGGCGCCGGCACGGGCACGGGCACAACCACCAGCCCAGCCAGUCCCACCUCGCCCACGGUGACGGUGACCUCGACGGGCACCAUACCCUCGGCCACGGGCACCAUCACCACCUCACCCACCUCACCCACAUCGCCGACCACGACGACGGGACGCCGCACGGUGAUCAAGGGGGCACGCUAUGGCAGCCAGGACGAUGACCAGGAGCCGGAGCCGGAGAAGGACCAGGAGCUGGAGCAGGAGCAGGAACAGGAGCUGGAGCAGGCGGCCCAGCUGCCCGCCCAGGCGUACCCCUCGGAGCUGAUGGACGAGCAGGCACUGCAGGCCGCCCUGGCUGCCGGCGCCCAGGAGUACGAGGUGGUGUCCACCGGGCACGAGCUGCAGGGCACCGGCGGCGCGUCCGGCGAGGGGGCCAAGGCCACGCAGGGCGGCAACACCAUCAGCCUGCGGCGCAAGGGCGCCCGCCGCGGCCAGGUGAUCAGCGUGCGCAUCCCGCCCCGCUACCGCCGCUACUUCAAGAACGGCCAGAAGGUGAUGCUCAACACCGGCAGCCGUCCCGGCGGCAAGCGCCGCGUCGUCCGCAAGCGCGUGCCGGCCAAGAAGAUCAACCGCAAGAACAACCGGAGGCGCAACGGCAACAAGAAGAACCGCCGCAACCGCAACAAGAACCGCCGCACCCGCCUCACCGCCGUCUAG
Drosophila biarmipes is the source of this 999-nucleotide messenger RNA. RefSeq lists its product as uncharacterized. Lineage: Eukaryota; Metazoa; Arthropoda; Insecta; Diptera; Drosophilidae. The transcript has a single exon. The record is from RefSeq and is a predicted model, not a curated record. Bases 1 to 999 code for a protein of 332 amino acids.